UUAUUUUUAUGUAGUGGGAGUUUUGCUUCUGUCAUUGGCAUUAAAAGUUGGAUAAUCUUGAAGCUUUUCUUCUUUUUCUUGAUUUCUCGAUGAUGUAGUACUGUUUUUCCUGUAAGUUGAGGUCUAAAUUCAUCACAUGCUUAAUUUCUGCUGAAAGUUGCAUCCUGGGAAGUGGGAAGAUUUUGAGGCUACUGCAUUUCUUGUGAAGUUUUUCUCCUCAAGGAACAAUUUGAAGGUUGUUUCUUUUGUUUUGUUUUGUCUGUCUUUGUGAAAUGAGAAAUUCUGUUUGUGUUUUGUGAAGUGUUGAAGUAAUUAGAAGGUUUGGUUGCUGAUGUAAUUGUGAGGAAGAUGAAGUCUCUGAGUAGUGUAGGACUUGGUUUGAGUGUGAUCUUUGGUUGUCUUUUCUUGGCUCUUGUUGCUGAGCUUUAUUAUCUGUUAUGGUGGAAGAAGAGGUUCACAGACAGAGAUGUUGAAAAUGAUUAUAGUAGCCCAGCUAGAGAGCUAUUUUACAUGUUUUGUUGGAAAAGGUCAUCUUCUUUGAGCCACACAGCUCUAAAUCCUCAAGAUCUAAGUUCAUCAGUAAGAUUCACAGAAACAAUGAUUCAUGGAGAUGAAGGGCAGUUUAAUAUGCACACAAACAAUGAUUUCUUACUGAAACCCUUUGGAGAAGAUGGCAUAGAGACAGAGUUUAUGAGGCUCCAAAGUCUCUCAGGGCCAGCAAGAUUUCUCUUCACCAUAAUAGAAGAAACCAAGGAAGAUUUAGAGUCUGAAGAUGGAAAGUCCAGAGUAGAUAAGAAUGGAAAAGAAUCAAAAAGUAGGAGCUUGAGUGAUCUUCUUCUUACUGUGGAGACUCCAUAUUUGACUCCAUUAGCUUCUCCAACUCUUUUUACACCACCUCUUACUCCUGCAGAUUCUUAUAAACCCCAUGGAUUCAAUCCUCUCUUUGAAUCAGCAUCAGAUGCAGAGUUUAACAAGUUAAGAUCAUCUCCACCUCCAAAAUUCAAAUUUCUACAGGAAGCAGAAGAGAAACUUAAGAGGAAACUACUUGAAGCAGCUGAGAAAGGGGUUCAUAAUAAUUCCAUAGAGUCUGUUGAAGAUUCAAGAACUAAAGCUUCCAUGGAGAAAUUACUUAAAGAUGAAGAGGACAAAUCUUAUAUUACAAUUGUUGUUGACAGGAACCAAGAUAUGGAGCUGAAUCACCAUCAUCAUCAAUGUACACAACAGUAUCAUUCAAGCACUUCUUCACAGGUACUUCCUUUGCCAUCUUCACCUUCAACCUUCAGUUCAUCAAUCACCAAGAAGCCAAUCUAACCAUUAGGAUUGAUUCACCAAAGUCGAAAAUGGGUAUUUAUUUUUUUUAUUUUUAAUCUUUAACCCUUCUUUGUUGGGUUAAACUUGUUGCUUUUGAAGUGUUUUUAAGGGUGGGAGUUUGUAGGCUAAGCUAAUCUCUGCUGCAUUGCAAUUACCUUUUUCGACUGUCUUAAAAACUUGAAGGACAACAUUCUCUGAAAAAUGAUGUUGAGAAAUGGAAGGUGGGCCUGAUGCAAGUGGAUGGGUGGACUUGUGGGAUAUUUGUUUUAUUCAAUCUCCAUGUCUCCUAAGCUUGUCAGAUACCUAUAAGUCUUCUUGUGGCUGAUGGUAAGGUUGAAACUUUGGGGUAGAAGGGAGCUUUGUAAAAUCCUUUUCUUUUUUGAACCUAAUGCUUUUCUGCUGUUUCUUUCCUCUUCCUCCUCUCCCCUUCCCCUCAUUUUUUCCAUAUUUCCAUUAAGCUUUUUUAGUUGAAAACUUGGGUUUGUUUGAUAACCAUUUCCUUUUUUAUUUUUAGUUGCUGAAAAUCAGAUUUAUAAACAUUACUUUCACCUCUUAUUUCGUUGCUUUGUUAUCUACCUUCUAAAAUGUUAUCAAAAUCCAAGCUAAGUUCUAAAAAGAAAAAAGUAGAUCUCGCAUGAUAACUAUUUAGUUUUUGAAAACCGUUCCAAUUUUCUCUUAAUUUGUUUUUAUCUUUUUGAAUAUAUAUUUAGAUUUUUAGUCAAAAGUCGCCCCAAAAAAAAGUUUUUAAAAACUAUUUGUAUUUUAGCUUUCAAAUUUUUUACUGGAUUUCAAGAAUACUACUAAAAGGUAGAUUGACCAUCAUAGAUUGACCUAAUAGUAAAAAAGGAGAUAUAGUCUCAAUAAAUGGUUAAGAUCCAUGGUUGGUCAUCUACCUAGGAAUUGAUAUCUGGACACCUAAAUGUUGUAGGGUCAGGCAGGCUAUUUCGUGAGAUUAGUCGAGGUACGCAUAAGCUGGUCUGGACACUCACGAAUAUAAAAAAAUACUACUAAAAGGUAGAUAACCAAACAAAGAAACCAUUAAGUGGAAGCAAUGUUUACAAACUUAAUUUCUUCAAAUCUUUUGGUUUCUUUGGUGUGAACGUAAACAUCAUAUUUUCAGGGAUUCCUCUUCUACCUUUGAUCAUUAUAUGAAUUUGGUCUUUACCAAUACUUUUCUUUGGUGCAUUAAAGUUCAUUUUUUUUUUCUUUACAAUUGGAGAGCUUUCUUAUAAAUCACCUUUAGGCGUGGGUUUUUCCAACAUUCAUUCAUUAAAUGAUAUGAAAUGUUUCUUUAUCCCCCAAAAAAAAGAAAGACAAAUUUAAUUUUCAAAAGUAAAAAACCAAAUAGUUAUCAAACAUGAACUUAAUGUUUGAACUCAAUUUUUAAUAACUUGUUUCUACUUUUGUAAUUUGACUCGAAACUCAAAUAUUUCGUUAAGGAAGGUGGAAAACACAGUAAAGAAAUAUGAAGAAACAAGUAAGAAACCGAAAACAAAAUCGUUAUGAAUAAGAUCUUAACAACUUUUAACUCUUCCAUAACAAUAUAACAUAUCCUUAUGAAAAGACUAAGACUUGCCUUCCAUCAACUUUAUACUAAGAAAUAGGUAGAUGAAUUCGCAAAGGGUUAUUCAGCAGUACGUGGCUUGAAAAAGUACCACUCACAACAAAGAGACAGAGGUGGACAGGUUUUUAGAUGCUUUUGCCUUUCUUUUUUCCUUAAAACGACAAAGGUAGGAAAUUGCUCGUGAAAAUGUAUUGUCGGAAUAGGUUGCUGCCCCCACCUUUAAGAAUCAUUACAGCCAUUGCCUUUUACCUGUGUUUUAUAUUUUUUUUUUAAAGCUGAUAUGUCCAUAGCUGAAUCAUGACUCUUGAACUUUAGUGGCACAUGUACUCAUAAUAUGUUCUUUCUUUUUUUUAUUUGGCCCAUACCCUUCAAAAUGUUUUCAACACAAUUUUCUCACAUUUCACUUCUUGGGAGUGUAAUAACAUGAUUUUGUUAAAACUUUUGUUCAUGUCGAUUCAAAUAUAGUUUAGUGAAUAGAGUAUUUUUGUACGGAUGAUCCUUUUAUGAGUAUCUUUAUGAUUAA
Messenger RNA from Benincasa hispida (wax gourd), 3398 nucleotides. Its product is annotated as Putative membrane lipoprotein. Lineage: Eukaryota; Viridiplantae; Streptophyta; Magnoliopsida; Cucurbitales; Cucurbitaceae. The record is from RefSeq and is a predicted model, not a curated record.